This is a messenger RNA of Gossypium raimondii (Peruvian cotton), 1365 nucleotides long. RefSeq lists its product as uncharacterized. The transcript has 5 exons. The record is from RefSeq and is a predicted model, not a curated record. Bases 1 to 1365 code for a protein of 454 amino acids. NCBI's taxonomy places the organism in Eukaryota, Viridiplantae, Streptophyta, Magnoliopsida, Malvales, Malvaceae. Gene Ontology annotation, molecular function: RNA-DNA hybrid ribonuclease activity; nucleic acid binding.
AUGUGUAACAAGAUAUUCGCCGAUCGAAAAGUUGUGUUGUGCUUUAAUCUGGACAACCCGAAGACUAAGACAAUACAUGUUGUACCAUACAACUUGGCUAAUAUAAAAAAUGGACCCUCUGAAGUACAUGAUGGAGUCGACGGCUCUGAAUGGAAGAAUGGCCUGAUGAAGACAAUAAAACGGAGUGCAAUAGCAGAUUUUCUAGCCAGUAGAGCUCUAGAAGAUUACGAGCCUUUGAACUUUGAUUUUCCAGACGAAGAUCUGAUGUAUGUUGCGACCACUGAAGAAUAUGCUCAAGAAAGACAUCAUUGGAAACUAAAUUUUAAAGGAAUGUCUAAUGCUAUAGGUAAUGGAAUCAGGGUAGUCUUGGUAUCCCCAAACAGAGAUCAUUAUCCCUUUACUAGUAAAUUGGAUUUUGACUGUACAAACAAUAUGGCGGAAUACGAAGCAUGCCUCAUGGGUAUCCGUGUAGCCAUAGAACGUAAGAUCAAAGUAUUAGAGGUAUAUGGGGAUUCUGCACUAGUGAUCUACCAACUCAAAGGUGAAUGGGAGACGAGAGACCCCAAAUUAAUCAAUUAUCGAAGGCUAGUUCUUGAGCUAAUUGAAGAGUUUGAUGACAUCACCUUCUGCUACCUCCCACGAGAUAAAAAUCAAAUGGCUGAUGCCCUGGCUACAUUAGCUUCCAUGGUCAAAGUGAACAAACAAAAAGAUAAUCGUGAAUACCUUGACCAAACAACUGAGAAUGAUAAAAGGACGAUGAGAAGACUGGGUAGUGACUAUGUCUUAUAUGAGGAGAUCCUUUACAAAAGAAGAAAUGACCAGGUUCUUCUAAGAUGUGUGGAAGCUGUUGAGGUUAAAAGAAUUUUAGAAGAAGUCCAUGAGGGCGUUUGCGGAAUGCAUGCUAAUGGUUUUACAAUAGCCAGGAAAAUCAUGAGAUUCCAGUAUUAUUGGUCCACCAUGGAAGGGGAUUGUAUCAAUUAUGCCAAGAGAUGCCAUAACAUGGAUGUCAUUGGGCCGGUCUCGCCAAAAGCUUCCAAUGGGCAUCGAUUCGUUUUCGUAGUCAUUGGUUACUUCACCAAGUGGGUAGAAGCCAUUUCUUACGCCAAUGUUAGGAAGUCAGUAGUCAACAAAUUCUUGAAGAAAGAGAUCAUAUGUCGGUAUGGGAUGCCAGAAAAAAUUAUAUCUGAUAAUGCAUUGAACUUGAACAACAGCACUAUAGUGGAGACUCCCACUGGGGCAACGCUUUUCUCAUUGGUUUAUGGAAUGGAAACAGUUUUGCCCAUUGAAGUAGAGAUUUCUUCUCUCCUAGUUUCAGUAGAGUUGAAGUUAGAUGAAGCAGAAUGGAUUCAAUCCCGAUAUGAUUAG